Molecule: messenger RNA, 1236 nt
Organism: Penicillium malachiteum
Lineage: Eukaryota; Fungi; Ascomycota; Eurotiomycetes; Eurotiales; Aspergillaceae
Exons: 4
Coding region: 1-1236 (411 amino acids)
Source: RefSeq, a predicted model, not a curated record
AUGUCGAACGGAUUCGCAAUAUACGAGAGCGUAGUACCAACUCUGCCCAUGCUUGCAUUUCUUUCCGUCACCCUAGGCAAGCAAAUUGCUGCCUCCCAACUUUCCAAUACGGAACGACGAUACCUUACAUAUAUUGAGCUACAGGCGGAAAGGCUACCCAGGUCUGAGCUGCAGAAGCUUCUGAGGAGUGACUCGGAGACAGAGAGAAACUCAGCUGUGUCCAUGGAUGAGGUGUUUCUUGUGCUUAAGGGCAUAUGUCUUUGCGCUAACUCCACCCUUCAUUUCGGAGUCGAUAAGUCUUUGAAUUAUCUGACGCAAAUGAGAGUCUUUAAAGAUAUCCAAGCCCAUUCAAAUCUGCAUGCAAAGGCACGUAGUGUUAUUUUCAUCAUGAUAUCUUGGAUAUGCAUGCUUUACUCUGCUACGGAGCUCAAGGAGCCUUGCCAUCUGCGAAUAGAUAGCAGUCAACAUGCAAAUCUCAACACGCCUAUUCGAGAGGUCGGUGCAUCGGAAUACUCGAUUUGUGAACUUAUACCGCAAUAUGGAUCACUCUUACCAGUAAAAUCCCUACCAGUCGAUUACUAUGCGAAGGAAACGUUUGAUACCUUGAAAGUCUCUUUGCUCAACGCGAAUACAUUAGUGCGCAUCGGUGGUCUGAGAAUUCAAUGGGUCAACAAUGUCAGCGCCCAUUUAUCCCUUGAUAUGGAACAAAAGUCUCUCAUGAUAUUUGCUAUGCCUACCUUCUGUGACCUUCAUCGGUUUGAAGGGACGAUCUUUGAGAAAAUAAUCUCUGGGUAUUAUGACCAGUAUUCUAAGCCGGACAGGUUUUCGAGUAUUGAGUACCUUCGUGAGAUACGAAUAUCGUAUCGUCUACUUUUUGCAGACGAUUGGAGAGCCUACCGCUGGUACCGACGCAUUGCACCGAGCAGUGUUGAAACCCUUGGACUUUUCGACUCAUAUCUUGAUGAGCUAUCAAAGCCACUCUCUUCAUCAACCAAUUCAUAUAGUGCGGACACGGACUUUCCUAUUCUCGGUUCUCGCUUAAUCGAUCUUCAAAACUAUAUCGAUCGCCAAAAUCCGGGUACAAUUGUGAUGCUAUGGCGUGACAGGCGAGACAUGCUACGCUGGUACACCUUCUGGGUAGUUACAAUUAUUGGAGGCUUGGGUAUAGUAAUCGCUCUGCUCAGUGCGGGUCUCGCGGCAGCUCAGGUGUACUAUGCAAUACCAUCUGGCGCAUGA